AUGACCUCGACAUCUCAAUCUCAAUCUCAGCCAUCACAACUUGAUUCUCCUAGGCCAAUGACUCCCUCCAGUCCGCUCAUCGAGGCCACCACUGCCUUCGACCAACCCCAUCCGGUGAAACUCAACCGUCGGCAUAGAUUAUUGCAAGGCCUGCAGCGCAUGUCAUCCUCUCCAUCCUUGGUCAAGCUGGGCCGGACUCGUUCCAGCGAGAAGGUCUACAAGUCCAGCCAGAAGGCCUCGAUCUCAUGCGUCUCCCUCAACUCUCCUGCCUCUACCUAUUCCUUGUCCCCUCAUGUCUCCUACACCUUCUCCAAUGGCUUCUCAACCGCUCCUACAACCCCCGGUUCACCGGGCAGUCAGCAGUCUUACUUCGAGGCAAAUUCGAGAUUACGACCCUUAGACCCUAACGAUAUCACCAGCGUCCCCAUCCCUAUGGACGUUCGGUCCUCCAAACCUCUUUCCAGCCCUCUCCCCGAGAUCUCUGAGAAACCAUUCCCACGAAGACCCAAUUUCAACUUUUGGAAGGAUAUGCCUCAUGAAGUCCGCAUACAAAUUCUCUCCUUCCUCUCGCCAAAAGACAUCAUCAGAGUCUCCGCAGUCUCGACAGAGUGGCAUGAAAUGUGUUUUGAUGGUCAACUAUGGACAAGUCUUGACUGCCAGACAUAUUAUCAACAGAUUACCUCUGAUGCACUCAUCAAGAUCAUGCUCAAAGCCGGUGCAUUUGUCAAGAAUCUAAAUCUACGUGGCUGCGUGCAAUUGAGAGACCAAUGGCUGAGUUUGGGCACGAGAAUGACGAAUCAAGAGUGCAGGAAUCUCGAAAACUUUAGCAUUGAAGGUUGUAAGAUCGAAAGGUCAUCCAUCCACUUUUUCCUCCUGCGGAAUCCUAAGCUUCUUCAUAUCAACAUGCCCAGUAUGCAGAACAUCAACAACGCAACCAUGAAGAUCAUUGCCACUUACUGUCCCCAACUCGAGCUGUUGAACAUCGACUGGUGCUCGCAAAUCGAUUCAAGGGGUCUUAAGAGAGUCAUUCAAUCAUGUUCAAACCUGCGAGACCUUCGCGCUUCCGAAGUCAGAGGCCUAGACGAUAAUGAUUUUAUGCUAGAACUCUUCCAUCGAAAUACCUUGGAGAGACUGAUUCUUCAACACUGUGAUAGUUUAACCGAUAACGCUUUGCAGAUUUUAAUGCACGGUAUCGAGCCUGAAAGAGAUUUGCUCACAGAUCGACCUGUCGUUCCCCCCAGGAGAUUGAGGCAUCUCGAUAUUUCAAGAUGUCGAAGCCUCACAGAUAGAGGUCUUCAGGCCCUGGCCCAUAAUGUCCCAUAUCUGGAAGGUUUCCGUCUGUGCCAAAACACCGCUUUAACCGAUGAUGCGUUGGAAGAGCUACUGCAGACCACCGAUCGUUUGACUCACUUGGAAGUAGAGGAGCUUGAGAAUCUGACAAAUGCAACGCUGAUCACUCUCUCCAAAUCCAACGCGGCAAAGACUCUGGAGCACCUGAGCAUUUCGUACUGUGAGCAGAUGGGCGAUAUCGGAGUACUACCGCUUCUCAAAGCUUGUCCUGAGAUCCAAUCCCUUUAUCUGGAUAAUACUAGAAUCUCAGAUCUAGUCCUUAUGGAGGCGUCCGAACAAGUACGCAACCGUGGAAGCACGACGAAGAAGUCUCAAAUCCCUAGAAAGGGCCUGGAGCUCGUGGCUUUCGAUUGUGCGAAUGUUACCUGGGCAGGCGUGAGGGAAAUACUUCAAGGCAAUGGCCGGGUCAUGCAAGGACGUAAGAAAUCAGUCGUUCAGACCCAAAAUUUCGUCGGAGAAAAUGGUGAACGAGAAGAGUCCAGACGGGUCAUUGAAAUCCAGACAUUACUUUAUCCCACACAAGUCAUCCAUCUCAAAGCUUUCUAUGGCUGGCAACAGACCGUUGAGGAACACUACAAGAGAUGUACGACGGGUAGGUGGGGUGCAGCUGCCCGACUGGAGUCCAAAUGGGCAGAAUGGAUGGUGGCUAGCGAAGAAGUUGGUGGCCUUGGCCAUGGCUGGAGCUCCAGACGCAGACGGAGAAGAGCCAGGGAAGCUGAAACCAGGGUCAGAGACGACGAGGAUGGUAAUGUCCAGGAUACCGGCACUGGUGAUGACGAUGGUAGUGGUAUGGAAUUUGUGACCGGCAGAGUGCCUCGUGGAGGGCGCCGACGAGCUCGGAGCGGAGGUUGCAUGGUGAUGUAA
Messenger RNA from Exophiala aquamarina CBS 119918, 2214 nucleotides. RefSeq lists its product as uncharacterized. Gene Ontology annotation, biological process: SCF-dependent proteasomal ubiquitin-dependent protein catabolic process. NCBI's taxonomy places the organism in Eukaryota, Fungi, Ascomycota, Eurotiomycetes, Chaetothyriales, Herpotrichiellaceae. The record is from RefSeq and is a predicted model, not a curated record. The transcript has a single exon. Gene Ontology annotation, cellular component: SCF ubiquitin ligase complex. Bases 1 to 2214 code for a protein of 737 amino acids. Gene Ontology annotation, molecular function: protein binding.